ACCGCCUUCCAGGGGGCGUUCCCGCUCCGGAGUCGACUCGGGUCGGUUCAGCUGCGGCUCCAGUAGAAACACGGACACCGUCACCGCCGGUGCUGCUCGCUGGAUGCGGACGAGCAUGUUCCGAACCCAAAGCCCCUGUGACCGCAGGCUCGUCUAGGCUGCGUGAGGUCUGCGCCGCGCCCGUGGUGCGUUCAGGGUCCGUCCUCUUUGUUCGGCCGAGUCCGUGUCAUCAUGGAUCAGCUGCAGAAGGAGCCCAGGUCCGACGACGAGGCCGCCUAUGAGGACGAGGAGCUGGACCCCAGAAUCCAGGGGGAGUUGGAGAAACUCAACCAGUCCACUGACAACAUCAACAGAUGUGAGCUGGAGCUGGAGGACACGAGGCAGAAGUUCCGCUCGGUUCUGGUGGAGGCCACGGUGAAGCUGGAUGAGCAGGUGAAGAAGAUGGGCAAAGCGGUGGAGGAGUCCAAGCCGUACUGGGAGGCCCGGCGCCUGGCCCGGCAGGCGCAGCUGGAGGCGCAGAAGGCCACGCAGGACUUCCACAGAGCCACCGAGGUUCUGCGUGCGGCCAAGGAGACCAUCUCGCUGGCCGAGCAGAGGCUCCUGGAGGAGGACACCCGCCAGUUUGACUCUGCCUGGCAGGAGAUGCUGAACCACGCCACCCAGCGGGUGAUGGAGGCAGAACACACCAAGACGAGAAGCGAGCUGAUGCACAAGGAGACGGCAGCCAAAUACACGGAGGCGACGGGCCGCAUGAAACAGCUGGAGAAGAAACUCAAACGCACCAUCAGCAAGUCCAAGCCCUACUUUGAGAUGAAGGCGAAGUACUAUCUGCAGCUGGAGAACCUGAAAAAGAACGUGGACGAGCACCAGGCCAGGCUGUCUCAGGCCAAAGCCGAUUACAAGGCGGCGCUCAGGAGCCUGGAGAUGAUCUCCGACGAGAUCCACGAGCGGCGCCGGAGCUCGGCCAUGGGCCCGCGUGGGCGCGGCGUGGGCGCCGAGGGCGACGGCGCCGACGGCGGCGUGGGCGACGGCGCCGAGGGCGACGGCGCCAGCUUUAAGCUGGACUCGGAUGAAGUUUCCAUGGCGUCUGUGUGUUUCGACGAUGAGGCCUGCGUCGGCGGCAGCAUCAUGUCUGAAGACGACUCAGAGACUCGCUCCACCUGCAGCCUGGGUUCGACUCCCAGCAGCCCUCAGGAGCUCCUGUCGCCCUGCACCUUCACCAGCUCCUCGUCCUGCGCGUCGUCCUCCCCGUCUCCCUCGCCCUCCCCCUCCUCCCCCUCCUCCCCCUCCUCCCCGCCUCCUCGCUCCAGGCCCUGCAGCCUGGACCUUCCCAGCACCGUGUCGCUGUCUGACUUCGGCCUCAUCUCGCCGGUGCUCGGGCCUCGCAGCGAGUGCAGCGGAGCGUCUUCGCCCGAGUGCGACCUGGAGAGAGGCGAUCGGGCAGAAGGCGCUGAGGCCGAUCUGGACAACGCUGCCACGAGCGCAACCAACAACAACCGCUCGGCCGCCGCUUUGAGGAAGAGCUUCAGUCUGGAGGCUCGUUUCAGCUUCCUGAACCUGCGCCGGCCGCGCUCCAACAACACGGACAGCUGCUCCCAGAAGGCCGUGGUCCUGGUCAAAGGAGUCUGAGGAGGCGACACCGACCGGCCCACUCAGAACCACCGAACCGUUCUGGCUGCUGUAGCUGCAGCUGCACUGCUCCAAACCCCAUGACGGAGGCUUUGAAUGUCACGGCCGCCUGUGCAAAUGUAGCUGCAUCCUGGCAGCUGUGACUUCAGCUCCUCAUGAAAAACUCUGCACCUUUGGACUCUUGAACCCGACAAAGAGCAAGUGUGUUUAAAUGUCUUAGUGAAGGGCGUGCGUGUGUGUGUGUGUGUGUGUGUGUGUGUGUGUGUGUGCGCACCUUUAGCUACGUAGAUGCUACAUCUCCAGGUGAUCAGCUGUUAAUCAGCUGAAAGCUUCACAUCUCAUUCUGUUAUUAUUGUCAGUAAUUCUGCUCCGUAAGCUUUUUAUUGUUACAGUUGAAAUCCUGAAGACACAUUAACUGUGUUAAAAAUAAAAGUUAAACUGUGUAAAUUCA
Messenger RNA from Betta splendens (Siamese fighting fish), 2080 nucleotides. RefSeq names its product SH3-domain binding protein 5b (BTK-associated) (gene sh3bp5b). Lineage: Eukaryota; Metazoa; Chordata; Actinopteri; Anabantiformes; Osphronemidae. Gene Ontology annotation, biological process: intracellular signal transduction; negative regulation of protein tyrosine kinase activity. Gene Ontology annotation, cellular component: cytoplasm. Gene Ontology annotation, molecular function: protein kinase inhibitor activity. The record is from RefSeq and is a predicted model, not a curated record. The coding region runs from base 232 to 1629 and encodes 465 amino acids. The transcript is spliced from 9 exons.